UGGAACAACACGCAUCAGCCUCCGCUCCGGCGGUGUACGAAGCCUUCAACUGCACUUCGUGGCCCCCGAUGCCCAAAAGCCAGCCAGCCAGCCUGUCCAGCCGCGACUCGACACACACCGCGGCGCCAGCCCGCCACCCACAUAUACACGCCCAGACGCGCGUCCUACGACUUCCUCCCCAACUCCUCCCCAGAGCGCCAAGAAGAGAUCUGGAGAAGGGAGAAGCGGAAGGCCAUUGCUAGCUAGCUCCCCGCCGUCUCCUCCCUCCUCGCUUGGUGUCGCCAUGGCCACCAUCCUGGAGAACAUCCAGAAGGCGCGGUUCCUGCCGACGAGGCCGCUGCGGGACGACCUGCCCACCUUCCAGGGCGGCGGGGGCGGCAAGGGGGAGGAGAGCCACCUCAUGGGCCUGCGGAAGCGCCUCUCCAGCUUCUCCGGCAAGAUCCAGCCCAUCUCCUCCGCGUCCGCCGAGUGGGCGUUCCGGCGCACCCGGUCGGCGCCGUCGCUGGCCGCCGAGUUCGCGGGCGGCCCGCUCAAGCGCUGGUGGGACUGGGGCCUCGGCUGGCUGCUCUCCAAGAAGCUCGGCUUCGCCGGCGAUCUGGAGAUGAACGAGGAGGAGGCCGCCGCGCUCGGCCGCCAAAGCCGGGGCACCUGGGCCCACGUCCUCUACAAGGUGCGCUCCGGGGUCCGCCGCCUCGUCGCGUCCGACCACUCGCUGCCCACCACGCAGCGCCUCGGGGGCACCUCGCUGCCCCCGUCCUCCUCCGCGCGCCAGCACUGCAAGCCCGCGCCGCAGUUCGCCUACACCCAGAGCUUCCAGUACGGCCAGGCAAUGGCGCAUUAAGCUACAUAUCUUGUGUUCUUUGGCUUGGAGCAAGACCAGGAUCUGGCGGCGGCGUCCGCGGGAUCCACAUAGAUACGACGGGAAGAAGGAGAAGAUUCAGGUCUCAGGUGGGUGAGAUUGACGGGGAAGAAGAAGAUGCAACACAAUUAUAUCUGGGAAUUUAGAAUUGUACUACGUAGUAGUUUACCGUGCUGCUUUCUUUUCUUUUUUGUGGGUAGAUCUGAUGUCUCUACGUAUGAUAGAUACCGAGUGUAUGGUGGUGGUUCUUUCCAUUCUUUUGGGUUCGUGGGUGCCAUGUAAAUGUUGGUGGAUCGAUUCCUUAUGUUUUUGCCUCCUGCGGUAAAUAAAAGCUAAUGCAGAUUCGUGAUU
Triticum urartu is the source of this 1210-nucleotide messenger RNA. RefSeq lists its product as uncharacterized. The record is from RefSeq and is a predicted model, not a curated record. Lineage: Eukaryota; Viridiplantae; Streptophyta; Magnoliopsida; Poales; Poaceae.